GGUGUAGAAAAUGGGAUGUCUCUGGCAUCCCAUGUUGUCAUGCCAUCUCGACAAUAUGGCAUGGUGGAGGCAACCUAGAUGAUUAUUUGAGUCAUUACUUUGGAAAGGAGAUGUACUUAAAGGCAUAUGCACCCAUCAUUUACCCUGUACCAAGUGAGGAGCAAUGGGUUAGGACAAAUCAACUGAAGAUUGAACCACCUAAGUCAAGAGCAACUAUAGGUAGACCUAAGAAAGUUAGAAAUAGAGGUGCUGAUGAGACAUCAAAUCAAUACUCAGUUAGAAAGGGUGGCAAGAAGAACCAAUGUGGGAUGUGCAAGAAAUAUGGUCACAAUACAAGAACAUGCACUGUUAGGAUGAGGCAUGUUGAAAGACAACAACGUAGGAGAACUUCCUACAGAGAACAUGCUGCAGAUACUGACUGCAAUCUUGACAGGUUGGGUGAAUCCUCCAGUGCACCAUUUGUGGGCCAUUCCAGUGCACCAACAUCUAGUGCCCCAACAUCUAGUGCCCCAUCUACUGACAAUCCUACUGUACCAACAAGGGGUCGGGGUCGAAAGAGGGUAAGAGCAAGAGGAGAGGGUACAAGCACUACAUCUACUGCACCAAGUAGGGGUGAGAAGAGCACUAGAGGAACGGGUGCAAGCACUAAAUCUACUGCACCAAGUAGGGGUGAGAAGAGCACUAGAGGAACGAGCGCAAGCACAAGAUAUACUAGGAAGAAGGCCAGUACCAGUUUGGCAACUAGAAGCAGAGUUGGUGGAAGAUUGAGAGCACAUCCUACACAAACAAACCCAAACACUCGAGGAAAGGUGAUGCUUGACCUCACUGGGAACCCUUCUGGACCACCCAAGGUUCCAGGAGGUGGACCUGCAUGCUCAUGGGGUCCUCCCAGGGUUGCAGGUGGCAUAACUUUUAGACUAACUCCCCCUGACUUUGACAUAAACAAGACAAAAGUAACAAGUUCUGACAUUCCUCCACCUGUAGGCAAAAAGGAUAAAGGAAAGAAGAAGAUUUGGCAAGUCUGAUGUGUAUUUUUGGAUAUGUGUUGUACAUUUUGGAAGGGCAUGGACAACAUGGUUAUGAUGUAUAUUUUC
Alnus glutinosa is the source of this 1094-nucleotide messenger RNA. RefSeq lists its product as uncharacterized. Bases 111 to 1025 code for a protein of 304 amino acids. The transcript has 2 exons. The record is from RefSeq and is a predicted model, not a curated record. Lineage: Eukaryota; Viridiplantae; Streptophyta; Magnoliopsida; Fagales; Betulaceae.